GGGCAGGGGCUGCGGGAGCCCGGCUGUGGUGCUGAUGGGGCCGGGGGGGUCUCGCAGACCCUCCACCCCCUACAACAAGUCCAAGCGCGGGCACCGCGAGGAGGAGCAGGAGGACCUGACGAAGGACAUGGACGAGCCCUCGCCCGUCCCCAACGUGGAGGAGGUCACUCUGCCCAAAACAGUCAACACCAAGAAGGACUCGGAGUCUGCGCCCGUCAAGGGGGGCACCAUGACAGACCUGGAUGAGCAGGAGGACGAGAGCAUGGAGACAGCCGGCAAGGACGAGGAGGAGAACGGCACCGGGAGCAAGGGGGAGCAGGCCAAGAACCCCGACCUGCACGAGGACAACGUGACGGAGCAGACCCACCACAUCAUCAUCCCCAGCUACGCCGCCUGGUUUGACUACAACAGCGUCCACGCCAUCGAGCGCCGAGCCCUGCCCGAGUUCUUCAACGGCAAGAACAAGUCCAAGACCCCCGAAAUAUACCUGGCGUACCGCAACUUCAUGAUCGACACGUACCGGCUGAACCCGCAGGAGUACCUCACCUCCACCGCCUGCCGCCGCAACCUGGCGGGCGACGUCUGUGCCAUCAUGCGGGUCCACGCCUUCCUGGAGCAGUGGGGCCUCAUCAACUACCAGGUGGACGCCGAGAGCCGGCCCACCCCCAUGGGCCCCCCGCCCACCUCCCACUUCCACGUCCUGGCCGAUACGCCCUCGGGGCUGGUGCCGCUGCAGCCCAAGACGCCCCAGGGCCGGCAGAGCGACGGCGACGCCAAGACGGGCCGCAAGAGCAAAGAGAUCGAAGACCUCGUCACCGAGACGGUGAAAGGGAAGCCGGAGCUGCAGCAGACCUCGGCCUCGCAGCAGAUGCUGAACUUCCCCGACAAGAGCAAGGAGAAGCCGGCCGACAUGCAGAACUUCGGCCUCCGCACCGACAUGUACACCAAGAAGAACGUCCCCUCCAAGAGCAAAGCUGCCGCCAGCGCCACGCGGGAGUGGACGGAGCAGGAGACGCUGCUGCUGCUGGAGGCCCUGGAGAUGUACAAGGACGACUGGAACAAGGUGUCGGAGCACGUGGGCAGCCGGACGCAGGACGAGUGCAUCCUGCACUUCCUGCGGCUGCCCAUCGAGGACCCCUACCUGGAGGACUCGGAGGCGUCCCUGGGGCCCCUGGCCUACCAGCCCAUCCCCUUCAGCCAGUCCGGCAACCCCGUCAUGAGCACCGUCGCCUUCCUGGCCUCCGUCGUCGAUCCCCGUGUCGCCUCCGCCGCCGCCAAGUCGGCGCUGGAGGAGUUCUCCAAGAUGAAGGAGGAGGUGCCCACGGCGCUGGUGGAGGCGCACGUCCGCAAGGUGGAGGAGGCGGCCAAGGUGACGGGCAAGGCCGACCCCGCGUUCGGGCUGGAGAGCAGCGGCAUCGCCGGCACCACCUCCGACGAGCCGGAGCGGAUAGGUACCGCCUGGGGGGGUACUGGGGGGG
This is a messenger RNA of Oxyura jamaicensis (ruddy duck), 1478 nucleotides long. RefSeq names its product SWI/SNF complex subunit SMARCC2-like. The annotation marks the transcript as partial. Gene Ontology annotation, molecular function: histone binding; nucleosomal DNA binding. Gene Ontology annotation, biological process: positive regulation of DNA-templated transcription. Lineage: Eukaryota; Metazoa; Chordata; Aves; Anseriformes; Anatidae. The transcript is spliced from 12 exons. Gene Ontology annotation, cellular component: SWI/SNF complex; npBAF complex; nBAF complex. The record is from RefSeq and is a predicted model, not a curated record.